AUGGGGAUUGUGGUUAUGUUGUUACUGACUGUCCUGGACUCGGGAGUGUGUUCAGUCUCACUGCCAGAAAUCACUGAUGGGAAGUUCAUUGAUGAAUGUGUGAGGGAACACAACGAGGCCCGGUCAUCUGUCAGUCCGUCUGCAAGUGACAUGCUGUACAUGACAUGGGAUGACGGCUUGGCCAUUACUGCAAGAGCAUGGGCAAGGCACUGUGUGUUUGAACACAACACCUACCUCAAAGAUGUCAUGGUGUGUGUGCACCCUACCUUCUCCUCUUUUGGAGAAAACAAUGACCAGCUAGCCUGGCGAAGCCGUGCUUCACGUGCUCAGCGAACUGCAGGUUACAACUGGACCCCAGACUGGGACCCUGCUCUGGCCACCAGUGGCUCCAACUAUGCGACAAUUCUAAUUGUCCGGCCCACUGCCCUCAUCUUCACCUUCAUCACAGCGUAUGCAAUCCACCACUUUUAUCCCGAUGUCUUCUGCUACGAAUAGACCACCUGUGGUGACCUUAAGAACACAGACUUACUCAGGAAGUGCUACGAUGAAGAUGCAAGUUUUAUUUAACCUUUCAUUUUUUUUUUGUCUACAGGCAGCUUUUAAGUACUGAAAGAUCUGCACAUAAAGGUCAGAGGUCUAAUCGAGUUAGCAACUAGGUGGGCAAAAAGAGACAGAUAUUUCCAGCUAACAGACUAGUGAUACAAACAAGUAAAUAGUCAGCCGUUAGCUAACAUGUUCACCAUAUCAACUUUAUGAGGCAAUAACAUGUCCUUGAUAAACUGAAAGAAGUUAAAAAAAUAAACCAAUUGAUUCUCCGAGAACGGCACUCCGAGAGCACCGACCUCCGCCAAGGCAUG
Messenger RNA from Perca flavescens (yellow perch), 857 nucleotides. RefSeq names its product glioma pathogenesis-related protein 1-like. NCBI's taxonomy places the organism in Eukaryota, Metazoa, Chordata, Actinopteri, Perciformes, Percidae. The record is from RefSeq and is a predicted model, not a curated record.